Messenger RNA from Plenodomus lingam JN3, 1983 nucleotides. RefSeq lists its product as uncharacterized. NCBI's taxonomy places the organism in Eukaryota, Fungi, Ascomycota, Dothideomycetes, Pleosporales, Leptosphaeriaceae. Gene Ontology annotation, biological process: negative regulation of transcription by RNA polymerase II; negative regulation of phosphatase activity. The record is from RefSeq and is a predicted model, not a curated record. Gene Ontology annotation, molecular function: phosphatase inhibitor activity; chromatin binding; transcription corepressor activity.
AUGGCUGCCUCAACACAGAAUGUGCUUGAGGGUAUCGAACGUCGGCGAAUCGAGCUUCAGGCAAAUGUCGACAAGCUCCAAAGGGCGUUGAGUCAGUGGACAACCUGGGAGGCCGAGUAUAGGGCUCUUAAAGCGGAGUUGCAGCAUGCCCACGAUCCUUCACCUAAACAGAUGCGCGACAUCGCCCGUAACUUGGGCGGGUUCCUGCUCAACGAGAAGGAGUUCGAGGAGCUACUGGGCAAGGAUUCAAAGACCAAACGCAGUGCUAAUCAAGUCAUUGAUGUUAUAUCUAGGCGCAUUGACUAUGUCCAGCAGAACAGCGCUACCAUAGAGAAGCAACUUGACUCUGCCGAGAAACAGCUCGCAGGAGUUGAUAUAUUACUGGAGCCUGGGAUGCACAACGAGGAAGGCUUACCAAUGAUGGACAUUGAAGAAGAGUUGGACGAUGCUGGCAACGAAGUUUCGAGCUCGAUCAACCAGACAGGGAAGGGUGCUGCAGAGGUUGUCGAAGCGUUGAGGAAGGCGGGCUUGAAGAAAGCCGAGCUAGAAAAGCUGCCCUCAGUAUCUGAAAAAGAAGAACCCUUUAGAAGCUCUGAGGCACGGAACAAUUUGUCAUCAAUCAAAGAGCCGCCCAACUCAACAUCAGUUCACUCUGGGUCCACGACAUCGAGGUCAGAUUCACCAUCGAAGAGAGUAUCGUUCGCUGGAGGAGAGCCGAAAAGAACCAAGCUGUCCAAUGCGAAGGAAGCCCUCCAACAGAACGGUUACGACGAAGACCUUGAUACCCUCAACUUCAACAGUGGCACAAAGGUCAUCCAGCUUGAUGAUAACGAUGACAUGGUGGCCUCUUACCCAGUCAUUCCACAAGGGGAAUCCCCCGAGGAUGCUGAAUUGCGAAGGCAAAUGUUGCAGUAUGGGCUUUCUGAAGUAGGCAAGGUCGUCGCUGAGCUGGAUCUCGAUCGUCCCACCGCUUCCUAUCCAGAAGAUGACUUUGAUGAAGAUUCUGAUUUUAAUGACUACGGCACGGAAACUGACGAUGACGAGGAAGAGGACGAGUACGGCCGCACAACCAAACCUGUCGUUACAGAAGAGUACAGAAGGCAAAUGUUGGAACUUGAAAAGAAGCUGAGUGCACGCAUGUUGGAGAACGUUGGGCCUACGCCAGAAAACCAGCCACUCGCGGAACAUACCAGUGACUUUCGCACCAUGCGCGUGCGCAAAGAUGAUGAAUUUGAUCAAUCCCUGAGCGUAGCAGAGUCUGGGGCUACGCAAGCAGCUACCGGCGAGUCGCCAAAGAGAAAGAAGGGUGUCCGCUUCGCUGCAAGCCUGGAUAUUUCCGACGCUCUACAACCAACCCCUAAAUCAGUCAUAGAAGAAGAGACAGCCAGGCCUACAAUAUCAGAUACUAUUGUAGAACGGCCCUUAUCACAGAGUGAAUCCGCAGCUCAACGACCGAAGCCGGCCAAGGUAUCCCGGUUCAAAAGCGCACGAGCUGGAUUGAACGCACCACCAAAGAUACUGCCAAUGCCAGCUGUCGUGCAGACUCCAGCCAUACCGACAGGUCCAGCUGGCCGAACGCUGGCCAGCACGAUCACCGAGCACCUUCCAGGGCCUGCCGAACCCCGGGCCCCUGAAGAAUUCGAUCGAGUACUCAUCCAGCGGGAAGUGCAAACCGAGUAUCACAAGAUGCGAAACAGGUUUAUUCAGCAACAAGGAGGAUUCAAGGCCACGGAAGAGGACGAAGAAAGGCCAAUUGUAAAGGAGCGAGAUGGAAAGACGAAGAAAGUAAGCCGGUUCAUGACGGCUCGAUUGAAGGCUGAAGUUUAUUGCAGAUUGGAUUCUCGUGUGAUCGUUGAGGCUUCCUUGGUUAUGCCUGGCUUUGUUGCUUGUGAGCAUGGAGAUGAAGUGGAGGCGAAUGGAACAUUUCAUGCCCGUGAGAGAUACUAUACUCGUGUAUACUGCUCACAUUACAAUGAUUCCUAG